Messenger RNA from Alligator sinensis (Chinese alligator), 2798 nucleotides. It is a transcript of the gene PRRG3, whose product is annotated as proline rich and Gla domain 3. Bases 1 to 711 code for a protein of 236 amino acids. The transcript is spliced from 4 exons. Gene Ontology annotation, cellular component: extracellular region. Lineage: Eukaryota; Metazoa; Chordata; Crocodylia; Alligatoridae. The record is from RefSeq and is a predicted model, not a curated record. Gene Ontology annotation, molecular function: calcium ion binding.
AUGAAAGUCAUUGAGUGGAAGGAGAAAUCGGACACUAGCACAGCAUUGCAACGCUUGCCCCGGGCCAAUGGCUUUCUGGAGGAGUUUCGCCAAGGCACCAUUGAGCGGGAGUGCAUUGAGGAGAUCUGCAGCUAUGAGGAGGUCAAGGAGGUGUUUGAGAACAAGGAGAAGACGUUGGAGUUCUGGAAGGGCUAUGCCAACUCUGUUUACUCUGUCAAGGAUCCUGGCCAGGGCUUGGAGCGCUCUGAUGCAAUGUACGUGGUGGUACCCCUCCUGGGAGUGGCCCUGCUCAUAGUUAUUGCCUUGUUCAUCAUCUGGAGGUGCCAGCUACAGAAGGCCACGCGGCACCGGCCCUCUUAUGCCCAGAACUGCUACCUGGCCAGCCGUGCAGGCCGCAGCCUCCCCAGAGUCAUGAUCUACCGAGAGACGUCGCACAGCCAGACUGAGGCCCAGUACCAGCGGGAGCCAGGCCCCAGGGUGCUCGGAGAUGGCAGAGCAGGAGGUGGCUCCCAGGUGGAUGGGACCCUUUACCCUCCAGAGCACUCCGUGUCUGUCCUCUCCAGACUAUCCAGUGCCACCCCUCCCCCUUCAUAUGAGGAGGUGACUGGGCACCCGGAGAACAGCAGUGGUGAGGAAACCGGUGUUUCCUACAAUGACCCUCCGCCCAAGUACGAGGAGAUUGUGGGUGUGUCCCCUAGCUUGGGCAAAUAAUGGUACCCACUUGCCAUGCGUGGACCCUCCUUCAGGUGCAAUUCUUGCUCUCUCACUUUUACCAGACGAUGCCAUCACAGAAUAGCCUUACCAUCCUUGUUCACCAAAAAUAACUGGCCCUAUGGGAGGGAGGCGAGGCAACAGAGUCCAGCUAGACCUCUCCUCCCCAAAGCAGGGGUUGCAACAGAGAGAAGCCACCAACACAAGAAGGCUUCUGCAAUUUUCUUUUCCCCACAUUCUCUUCACCAGGCAAAACAUAGCCAGCCCAGACUCCAUGUGGAAAGGAACCAGCUCAGAGAGGCACAGUGGCAGGUGUGGUAGGGGUAUCUGCCCAGGAUUACCUGGAUGGGAGGGUUCUGGGAGCAGCUGGCUGGGGAAGAGUCCCUAAGCCCUCCUGUGGGACUAAAGCCUGUCCCACAUAGAUGAUAUUCCCUAUGCAAUAGUGGUACCAGUAGAAGCAGGGAGGGAGGCUCCACAGAGCAGCUGCCCAUGAGAAGGGAAGCUGGCCCUGCCUUCCAUUCCCUCUUGAGUGCCAUAGCAGCAGGAGACAAGUGGCAGAUCAUCAUGGACUCUGUGUGGGGGUCGUGUUGGUGCAUUGCAUCCAAGAGAGCCGCAUCACUUCCAUGAAUUCCAGACAACUUCACGGCCACUCCAGAGCUCACCUUGGCUCCACCACUUACUCAUGCAGGUGCUGAUCCCCCUGCAUCCACAGUGCUGCAACAUGUAGAGACUGGGGCACCAGUGAUCACACACAGAUGGGACUAUUUUUUACCCCUUCUUUCAAUACCUGUUGAGCUGUUUUGUUCCCCAUCACUGGCAUUGGUUCUAGAUCUAGACAAGACUCUUGUUUUCUGCAUCAAGGUUAUGGGAUCUGGUUUGGAGGCAGGUAGAAGGAAGAGGAGAUGGUCCUGGAUUAUUCCCUACUCAUUCAUUAAGUGUUGAUGUUUAUUUUGCCUUCAGAAGGUUUACCUCUCUUUGGUUUUGCCUGUGCGGGGGAGAGAGAGAGAGAGACUGUUGAGCGCUUGACCUCUGCACAGCUUUGUACAACAUAAAAUGGAUCCACUCUCUAGCUUUGUCACCUAGACCAGUGAGCUGCACUAACUGUACUUCUCUGUCUCUCCCCUGCUUGUUCCAUCCAUCCAUGUGUUUGGUGUUGCCUUAUCUGUCAAGGGGAGGGGCUGCAACCAGGGAUCCUAUAUAGUAUUUAAAGGGGUAAAUCUAAGCAGUACUCGUAUGUAAAGUGGGUCCCUUGGUGCAGAUAUCUGAGUUUGGCUUUGUAACAUGUUUCCUGUUGAGCAUCCCCAUAUCCCACCCUCUGUAGUAGUUGGGGAUGGGGGCUUGGAGCUAGGAUCCAUGUCUAGAUUUGUCUGUGGCCAAGGUGGAUCAAUGAAUGAUCUUUCUUUUUUGUCCCUAAGCCAAAUACUGGUCCAAGCAGAUCAGCAAGGUUCUUUCCCCUUCUCUGAAUAGUAGGGGCAUCCCUUCCUCCCCACUUCUUCCUUGGUGCCCCAUGAUCUCUGCCAUUACCUCUACCACAUACUGAAUGCAGUUAAAUGGGGUGCUUCUUGGCUUCAUGCACUUAUUUCCUCCCUGUCCCACCAUUUCCUGCCAAUGCUGACUGGACCAGCUGAAGGAAGGUGGUGUGUGAAACUCCACACGUCCAGGUUGGAGGGUGCAACAAGGAAAUCUCCCCUUCUGCAGAGCACAUGAGGUGACACAGGGUAGUUACUCAUGUUAGGAACCAGAACCCUUGAAAUUUUACUCGCUGCUGGCCCAGACCUGAUUUCUCAGUUCUGCUCAUUCUGCCCUUCCACUCUGCUGCAAUCAGCUUUGAAGAGGGGACAGAAGGAGGGCCUAGAAUGGGUCUAAUCUGAGGUUAUUUAUGUGGAUGGUGCUGAUGCUGCUACCCAUAUUGAAGCCCAAGGCAUAAAGGAAUCUAGCACUUGGUGGGCUGAAAGAUUGUUGGUCUUGGGCUUGGUGACCUUGUUUCCACAUUUUUUUUGUCACCUAAGGCAAGGGCAGCAGCAGUUUUAGGAGAGGCAGGAAUGUUGGAACUGAAAUGGGAGGAAGAGGACAGGAGUGAGGAGGAA